AUGGACGACGCAGCGCCUUCCGAGAUCGGUAUCGCACGGAAGCGCAAGCGCACACCACCUGCGUCCUCGUCCGCAACUCUGUCGAUGGCUGAGUCCGACGUCAUUUCGUCUCCACAGCGCAAGAAGAGCGCGCCCUCGAAAGAAGAAAUGUCGCUCCCCGAACGGAAGGACCCCGAGCAGGAGCCUCAUCCGUCAAGCUUCCGACUUUUCGACCUUCCUGACGAACUUUGGGUCAAGAUUGGACAAAUGGCGGUGGACGAAGACAUUCGCUGGCGCUUGAACAUGCGCAACCUGAUCGCUUAUGCCUGCUUGCCGGGUCCCACAGGACCAUAUGCCGGGGUUCUGUAUCCCGACAUCACGCAGUCAUGCAGAAGACUUCGGAAGGAGCUCAUACCAUACUACUACAAGUCCCUCCCGUCGUUCUGCAUUGAGCUCGACAACGGAUUCAUCACCGGUGCUCUUGGAAGCUGGCUAAAGGCCACGGACCCCAAAUACCGAUCAUUCCUGACCAGAUACACCGUGACGGGUCUGGUCAAGAAAGAAGCCCUGGUAACUGAGACCGGAGGUGUUUGUUGGUGUGGUGUUGGAUAUAGCGACGACUGUGGCGAGCUGGGCGAGGAGAUUGACGCUUGUCCCGACAGCGACUUCGCGUUCACUGAAUGGGUGCGUGACAAGCUCCCCGUCGACUUCGAUGUCGUGUCCAGAAGGCUCGAGGGCAAAGGAGAAAUGCAGACGUACGUGGACACGAUCGCCUUCAAGUAG
Zymoseptoria tritici IPO323 is the source of this 762-nucleotide messenger RNA. RefSeq lists its product as uncharacterized. The transcript has 3 exons. NCBI's taxonomy places the organism in Eukaryota, Fungi, Ascomycota, Dothideomycetes, Mycosphaerellales, Mycosphaerellaceae. The record is from RefSeq and is a predicted model, not a curated record. The coding region runs from base 1 to 762 and encodes 253 amino acids.